Messenger RNA from Phyllopteryx taeniolatus (common seadragon), 6346 nucleotides. It is a transcript of the gene bckdha, whose product is annotated as branched chain keto acid dehydrogenase E1 subunit alpha. Lineage: Eukaryota; Metazoa; Chordata; Actinopteri; Syngnathiformes; Syngnathidae. Gene Ontology annotation, biological process: branched-chain amino acid catabolic process. The transcript is spliced from 8 exons. Gene Ontology annotation, molecular function: oxidoreductase activity, acting on the aldehyde or oxo group of donors, disulfide as acceptor. The record is from RefSeq and is a predicted model, not a curated record. Bases 171 to 1532 code for a protein of 453 amino acids.
GUAGCUUUUUUUCCCCCCCUCUCGCCCGGACUGUGUGCAGUUGCGCGUUUGAAAGUGACAAAUCCAGUGUCGCGAUCGGGUGACUACCAUUAUUUCUCAAGGACGUGCAACUGCCCAUGACCACUGAACGUAUUGCUUCUAAGUUCUAACUGUGUGCGCGGACGGUGCCAAUGGCGGCUAUUGUUAGCAGCGUUAGCCCUGCGAGCAAAAUGUUUAGGACGUGUUUCCACGCUGCUUGUGGAGCGGCGGCACUGAAUGCGUCGAGGCUCCCUCAACACAGAGCCUUUCGACUCAAUGCAAUGCAUAGACAGCAGCCAUUUGACUCAACGCUGGAGAAGCCUCAGUUUCCUGGUGCCUCUGCGGAGUUUGUGGACCAGCUGGAGUUCAUCGAGCCCAAUGUCAUCUCGGGCAUCCCGGUGUACCGGGUGAUGGACCGCCAGGGCAACAUCAUCAACCCUUCUCAAGACCCUCAGCUCCCCAAAGACACAGUUCUGAACUUUUAUCAAAAGAUGACCCUGCUGAACACAAUGGACCGCAUUCUUUAUGAAUCCCAGAGACAGGGGAGGAUUUCUUUCUACAUGACCAACUACGGCGAGGAAGGCACACACAUCGGCAGCGCUGCCGCUCUUGAGCCAAACGACAUGGUCUUCGGCCAAUACAGAGAAGCUGGUGUGCUGAUGUAUCGUGGCUUCCCCCUGGACUCCUUCAUGGCUCAAUGCUAUGCUAACACCGACGACCUGGGCAAAGGGCGUCAGAUGCCCGUCCACUACGGUUCACGGGACCUCAACUUUGUCACCAUCUCAUCACCGCUGGCCACGCAGAUCCCACAAGCGGUGGGAGCAGCGUACGCCAUCAAGCGGGAGAACAUCAACCGAGCUGUGAUUUGUUACUUUGGUGAGGGAGCGGCCAGCGAGGGCGACGCCCACGCCGGCUUUAACUUCUCGGCCACAUUGGAAUGCCCGCUCAUCUUCUUUUGCCGCAACAACGGAUACGCCAUCUCCACCCCAACCAACGAGCAGUACAGGGGCGACGGCAUCGCUGCUCGCGGUCCCGGCUAUGGCAUGCUAUCCAUCCGCGUGGAUGGCAACGACGUCUUCGCCGUGUACAACGUCACCAAGGAGGCUCGGCGCAGAGCCGUCGCCGAGAACCAGCCCUUCCUCAUUGAGGCCAUGACGUAUAGGAUCGGCCACCACAGUACCAGCGACGACAGCUCAGCGUACCGCUCGGUGGACGAAGUCAACUACUGGGACAAGCAGGACCACCCUAUCUCGCGCCUACGCCACUACAUGGCGUCACGGGGCUGGUGGAGCGAGGACGAUGAGCGCGCCUGGCGCAAGCAGUCACGCAAGACCGUCAUGGAGGUCUUCGAACGGGCCGAGAAGCGCCUAAAACCCAACCCGGAGCUGCUGUUCACCGACGUCUACGAGGAGAUGACGCCCGCCCUCAACAAGCAGCGUGAGUCGCUCUUCAGGCACGUGCAACAAUACAAGGAGCACUACCCCUUGGACCUCUACGACAAAGACUCUCACUAAAUCAUUUAUACCAGGAGUUCUCAAACUGGGGAAUCCGGAGUAUAUGACCCGUAGCUUGGGGAUCUGCAAAAAAAAUUGUAAUCAGUUUUCAUAACCUUUCAAAAAAAAGUGAAUUCCUAAAUAUCAGUAGCCUGAUAGCAUACGUUGCCUAAGUCAUUAAUAAGUUACUGUAUCAAUAAAAACAACAUUGUGCUUGCGAAAAAUGUUUUUAUUCUUUGUAGAGCAAAUGGGCUGUUCAUUUGGUCAAUGUUUUUUCUUGUUUUCCCGAAACUGUUCAAGUUUGACUUAGGCAACUACAGACACUUUCCCCAAAAUUUGCCUAUGAUGGAAAAAUGUAUUUAUUUCACGAAUUCAAUUCAAAAAGUUAAACUUUUAUAGAUUCAGGUCCCACAAUUUAAACAAUUUUAAGUACCUUAAUUUCUCAUGUAUAAUGCGCACCCAUGUAUAAUACGCACCCCCAAAGUUGACCUCAAACUCCUGGAAAACCCUUCUACCCAUCUAUAAUGCAUUUUUACAAUGCACGAUUUUGCUUCUACCCAUAUGAUUAAAACGAAGUAUUAUCCGAAUUUUCUUAGUUUUUUUCAAAGAAUGAUUCUGUAGUUAAGCACUUUAUUUGAACCCGUAAUCCUUUUUUUAAUUUACUUGCUCUUCUUUUGAAAUUCACAGCCCUACGUUUAUUUAGUAAAUUAAAAAACAAAGUUGUGCUCAUAUGUUCGAUUACCCCGGCAGAAUUUGUAAGAUAGUACAAUUCUUGAAAGAAACGAAGGACCAGGCGAAACACAUUUAAUUUUUAAUUUAAUGGGAUUCAAAUUAAACAGUCAAGCAUUUCAGAAAAGCAUUAUCAUUCAACAAAAAUAACCAUAAAUAAAUUAAUGAUGGUUGUUGUUCAGUCAUCAGUCAUAUUUUAAAAAAUAAAAUAAAAUUUUCACAAAUUCUGCCAGGGUAUGUACAUUUAUGAGCAGAACUGUACAUAUAUGCAGUCAUACGUACCCGUGUCAUAUUGGAAUGAAAGUGUAGGCGACACCUUUUUUUAUAACCACUAGGUGGCGGUGUCAUUUUGGAAUGAAAGUGUACAGCUUUUUCAUAACCACUAGAUGGCGGCAUACAUUUAUAAAAUGUGAAUGAUUUUUCCAUUUGCCCCUAUACCUAUGUAUAAUGCACACUAUUGACUUUUGACAAUUGGGGGGUGGGGGGUGCGCAUUAUACACGAGAAAUUACGGUAUUUAUUUUCACAUAAUUUGGGAGUCCAGCUCAUAAAACCCACAAAAUCUGGAAUAAAAAAAAUGUGUACACUGUGAAGAAAUCAGCCCAAAUUUUGCAGGCCAUAAAUGUUUUAAACCGAGUGUCACACACUAAUCCUCUACUAAACUCAAAGCACCUGCACAGGUUUCUGCAGGUAUUAUUCAAUUGCUUCAAUUUGGUUCAAUAUGGGGAAGACUGUAGACUUGACAACUGGCCAGAAGACCAUCAUUAAUGAUAGGUCAGCCACAAAAGUUCAUAGCUUGGGAGGCUGGCUGUUCACAUAGUGCAUAUCAAGCAGAUCAAUGGAAAGUCUAGUGGAAGGACAAAAUGUGGCGGGUGAAGAUGCACCAACAAGAGACAUGACCGUGGGCUUCAGCGUAUUAUCAACCAGAGAACAUUCAAGAAUCUAGCAGAGAUCCAGAAAGAGUGGAAUGAGUCACAGCUUCAAAAACCACCACAUUCAGACGCAUCCGGGAGAUGGGCUACAACUGUCGGGUUCCUUGGGUCAAGAACUUGUGAGCCUGAGCGUCUCAACUAGGCCAAGGAGAAGAAGGACUGAAUUGUUGGCCGGUGGUCCAAGGUCUUCUUUUCCAAUGAAAGUAAAGUGUGUCAUUCAUUCGUAAAUCAAGCUCCAAGGGUCUGGAGGAAGACGGGUGAAGAACAGAACCCAAGCUGCUUGAGCUCCAGUGUGAAAUAUCCAGUCAUGGGUGUGAAAUAUCCAGACAUGGGACGUAAAAAGUUAGGAAAAGAACAUAUUUCAUAGAUUUAUUCAAUAAAUAAGACAUGACUGUGAUCUAUUUGGACAUUUGAACGAUCUUACAUAGUGAAGUCAGAAACAAAUAUUGGAAAUGGAUAAACAUUGCGUCUGUAUGAAGCACCCGUAAAAUUUCCUUUUCCACAGUAACUUGAAUAAAAUUAAGUCUAAAAUUAGAUUCAAUUAGAUAUAAUAAUAUAGGUUAAAAUAAAUGCAACAAGACAAAAGAAUUAGCUCAUGAAUUUAUUAAGAAUUGUCCCACAAUGAAGUCAGUUUUUCGGUAAGAGAUAUUGACAGAAUCAUAUUACAUCCAUGUGAAGCACCUGCAAAAUAUCUGCUGUAAUUUUCUGUUCACUGGAUCAUUGAAUACCAAUUAAAGUUCGUUGAAAGAGACAUGGCAAUGAUGAUGCAUUUUAUAUAAAUUAUGUAAAAGUCUGCAGAUAUUAUUAUAUUUAAAAAUAUAAGUACAAUGAAACCUCAACUGGCAUUCAGUAUAAAAAUGAUGAGUUCUUUUUUUUUUUCUUCCCAAAACCAUCCUUAUCAAAAUUAAACAUGGGGUAUGAGAGUUAUUGCUUGAUAUGAAACAUAAAAUCAAUGAAUUAGCUAUAAAUAAAAACAAUUGUAGGUGAUGCCCCUUCUCUGUAUUCAAUCUUAAGUACAAAACAGAGAGCUGUACAUCUUUGGAACAUUAAUAAUACAUUCAGUGAAUUUCAUUUCAAUAUGAUACCUAUUAUCACGCUAGACAUGCCAUAACUGUUCCUGUAGACUAUGUUACAGUGUACAAAACAAUAAGGUUAUGGUUGUUUAAUCUUAGAGGAAAGUUCACCAAUAUGUGUGUGAAAUGGCCCUGGUCUGCUCAAGACAGUUUCUUCGCUAAACCGGAAGUCAAAAAAAUGAAGACUUGUGUGAAAAAUAUUGGCGCUGACCAGUGACGUCAACCACACGGUUAACUUUGACGGUGGCGUUAACCAACGACGUGACUAACCAUGUUUUGAACAACGCAUAUUUAACAGUCGGUUAGCUAACGGUUGGUUAAGAAUUUAACCGGUGGUUAGGGGUGGUUAAAAUAACCGAGUUUUGAACAACCAGGCCCAGAAUGUUUUCGAGGACUUCAUGAUUCCUUCUGCUGAGGAUCUGUAUGGAGAUGCAGAUUUCAUCUUCCUGCUCAUACCGCCAGAAGCACCAAAACCUGCUUUGAUGCCCAUGCCAUCACAGUGCUUGACUGGCCAGAUCUAAACCCCAUUGAGAAUCUAUGGGGUAUUGUCAAGAGGAAAAUGAGGGGCCACCAGACCCAAAAACAAAGAACUGACAGCAAGCAUCAAGGAAAUCUGGGCUUCCAUAACUCCCAGGCAAUGCCACAGGCUGAUUGCCUCAAUGCCACGGUGCAUCCAGGCAGUGAUUAAAGCAAAGGGAUUCCCAACCAAGUAUUAAGUAUUAAAUAAGAUUAACAUAUUGUUUUGAAAGUACCAUAUUUUGAUUGAUUUAAUGUGACACUGAUUUCUUUUUCCCCCCCUACAAAAACAGGAGUAAAUGGUGAUUUCUUCACAGUAUUCUAAUUUUUUUAAUUCCUGAUUUCGUGGGUUUUAUGAGCUGUAAACCCAAAUUAUGUAGAAAUAAAUAAAUACUUGAAAUUGUGGGCCCCGAAUCUAUGAAAGUUUAACUUUUUGAAUGGAAUUAUGGAAAUAAACUUUUCCAUAAUAUUCAGAUUUCUGUUUGGAAAGGGUCUAUAUGAUAUAAGACUUAUAUGGGUAACUUAAACCAGUUUCUCCUCCCUAACUUGGCUUUAGGCCAAGUCAAAGCUCUGCUAUGAUAAUGACAUGUCACUGCAUAACUCUGACCUCCCUGUAUGAAAAACGUUUAACAAAAGGUGUUUUGUUACAUGAAUCGUCUUUUUUCAAGAACAAAUGGCCUUUUUUGUUUUUAAAUAAAUGCGUCUUUUCCAGAACAAGUCGUAAAAUGUCAAACCAAAAACUUUUUCUUUUCUUCAAAAUUUACUUGUUAAAAUGACUCUUCGUCAAACUGAGUCAAGUAGCACAAAAUUACGAAUAUCUUGAAAGAAUAAAACUUGUGACUUUUUAUACCGACAAAAAAAAUGCCUUUGUUCUUGUAAAAUAAAAUUUCUUUUUUUAAGUAUGACUUUGUUAUUGUAACAACUUUUUUUCCACUCAAAUAAUUCCUUUUAUUAGUAGGUGCCUUUCAGGGCACUCAAGGCCACCGUAAAAUAGGAGACUUCUUAAUUCUUAUGUCAUUUAGGGGUACACGUCACUAGCCUAAUCUCAUGUUAUUUUUAACUUGCUGUCACAAUAUCAAAUAAUACCAAUGUGGUUGUCAAAAAACAAGGUAAUCGGCACAGGUUGAAUUAUUCUUCUUUUUUUCCCCCCUUUUAACCAUUCAAAUAUGGCUGAAGCAACUAUGCUUUUAGGCCAACCACAUUUUGUUGUAGUUAUGUUAGGAUUAUAAAGGGCUCCUUGGAAAAUUAUAUCCCCAGUACGUGGUCACUAGACCCAGACGGUUUGAGAACGCCUGCUUUAUACUGACGCACAACAAUGUAGUUUUGAUGAGGAUUGUGUGUUUUUAUAGAUGUUCUCCUGCUUGGUGCCUUACGGUUAGCAUACUUCCUUGUCAUAUAUCACGAACUGUAAACAGAAGGAUACGAGUGGACGCCGUGCGAAUAACGAAGUUGAAUAUGUUACAUGUAUCCUCGUCUGGUUUAUGUAAUGGUUUUUAGUGGGUUGUAUGAAACUCAUCGAUAGCACAACGAUGUAGCUUCUUUCUUGCCCUGUGUUUUGUGAACAAAAUAAAAACAUCCAACUUGAAA